Rubroshorea leprosula is the source of this 1493-nucleotide messenger RNA. The record is from the annotation of a GenBank genome assembly. NCBI's taxonomy places the organism in Eukaryota, Viridiplantae, Streptophyta, Magnoliopsida, Malvales, Dipterocarpaceae.
AAGAAAAAGGUAGCACCAAAGAAAGGAAAGAGCGAGAUGGUGGUUUUUGUUGUUCCCGCGAAGCGAAGACCAUUCGCUUGGCGAAUGAAGUGGGUCAACCUCUUUUUGGCUUCGGCCAAACACUUUUUCUCGUUGGUCGAGCUUUCUACAAAAAAAGCGAUGCGAGAACGUAUUCUUUUAUCUAAGCUUCUUCCAUGUGCAUUCGCUCUCCCCAUCGUAGAGGGUUCAGCCACGCCCGGUGCCACGAAAUGAUUUAGAACUACGACGGGGUCGAAAUGAAUUUGGUUCUUUCUAUUCAAUAAGUAUUGCAUGACCGAAUAAUUAAAGGAGGGGCGCACUGCAGGGAGGGUCCUUUUAAGUAGAUGACUCAUGGGGUCGUCGGAGCGGGACUUCUUUUGGAAAAAGAACUUGAAUAACUUCGUUUUUCUGAAAGAGUCGUCAUUUUCUAUCAGGAAAGCUAUGUCAUUUACAACCCCGGUGUAUUUCGGAUGCUUGAAGGCCCCGCUGACCCGAAGUGAUUUAGAAAGAUUCUUCUUUAUCGAUGGUGAUCGGUCAUGGUAUCCAUAGCGUUGCUUCUUUUUCGGCCAAAUCCUGAUUUCGUUUUGCUUCUCCCAGUCGUCGAGCCUGGUCGACUCGACUCUUUUCCCUGCCCCCCGGCCCUUCUCCUUUCCGGGUCUGGUUUUUUCGCGUCGUUUCAGUCGUCGUGGUCGACGAGGAAGAAAGAAAUGAAUGAAUGUUCUUUUGGUAAAAUGUAUAAUAAUACACCUACCGAGACGAAAGCCAAAGGUGAGUCUCGUAGGUGGACGUAUCGAACCGAAAUAAGAUCUCAGAUUGACAUCUUGAUACACUGAUUUACCAUAAUAAUAAAUAGAGUCAAUGGUGACUCCGCUGUGGGAAGAGCCGCUUCUUUCUUGCGGGGGGCUUCCAUUCACCAGCAAAGACUAAAAGUGCUCUCCGAACCGUGCUGGAUAGUCACCCAUCACACGGCUCUCAAACCUAACCUGUGGUGGAUCCCGGGAGACAAAGUCAAAGCGCUUGAUCCUUUGCCCCAUACUUUGAGAUGCUCCUCCCCGCCGAUCAAGCAGCGACGCUGCUCGUGAUAGGCUUAGCUUUAAGCCGCUAUCGUUCGGUUCGGAUAAGUCAAGUCCCUUCGGUCGGUUCGCUCAGGUGGUCUUCCCUUAUCUUCCCUAACGUUCAGAGUUGUUCUGGUUUGAGAAAGGAGCACCGGCCGAGCGCCCUGAAUGAAUAAGCCCUAUAUAUAAUUAGUAAAGCCUAAACGUCCAAAACUAAAGCGCUAACGCGCCAACUAUUAUAUAAUUUUAAUAAUUAGAAAAGCAACCUUUCGCCUUUAUUGAUAUAAAAGAAGCUUACUUACUAAUAAAGCGGAAACAAGCACCUUCUUUCUCAAAGUCAAGUUUCGCGCUUGUUACUUUAGAAAGAUUUCAGCUAGCGCGCUUUACUAAUAACAUAGAAAGUAAAGGCUCUUCUCCUUU